Messenger RNA from Pseudomassariella vexata, 1014 nucleotides. RefSeq lists its product as uncharacterized. Bases 1 to 945 code for a protein of 314 amino acids. The transcript has 3 exons. The record is from RefSeq and is a predicted model, not a curated record. NCBI's taxonomy places the organism in Eukaryota, Fungi, Ascomycota, Sordariomycetes, Amphisphaeriales, Pseudomassariaceae.
AUGUCUCUAGAGCCUAGACUGGCCAUUUUCACCAACGAGACCGAAAACCCGGUCGAAAUCUUCAACUCUGGUCUCGUGCCUCCCUCAACCGAAGGAUGGCGCAUCAUAGGAUCCGGCAUAGUUCUCUUGUUCCUCACUGCGCUAUGGACGUAUAUGCGAUACUGGAGUCGCAAGGAAAUAGGAAGGCCCUUCAUGUUGGAAGAUGGGUUGAAUCUUGCCGCUGUCAUCAUAUUCUAUGGCCUGGUUGCCAAUAACUUUGUGAUGGUCCUCGUUGGUGGUAUGGGGCAUCACAUGUAUGAACUCCAACCCUGGCAUGUAGUUCGUCUUUCCAAAGCUACAUACGCGUGUCAACUCCUUUACGCAGCGUCAAUGGGCUUGGUGAAGAUCAGCAUCAUCAGAAUGUUCAUGCGUAUCUUUUUCGUUCGCCGGUUUCAAAUUGCAGGCGUCAUUGUUAUGGGAUUUUCGAUCGCCUGGAUGAUCCUGACAAUGCUCAUCGGUAUCCUGAUUUGCCAGCCGAUACAGAUGAACUGGGAUCCAGCAACACCGGGUGGUAGAUGCGGCGACCAAGUGGCGGCAUUUUCGUCAGUUGGCAUCAUUGAUGUGAUCAACGAGUUCAGCAUGCUCCUUCUCCCGAUUCCCAUGAUAUGGAAAAUACAUGUUCAUCGACGAUACAAGGUCCUCAUUGGGUGUAUGUUCGGGGCUGGUAUCCUCACCAUGAUUUUCGGAGCAGUACGCCUCUACGAAGUUCUUCAGGUAGAGUUUACAGAUACCGCAUACACUGCCGUCAAUGUGACCACCUAUAGUGCGGUUGAGUGCGGCGUAGCUAUCAUCGUUUCGAGCAGUCCGCUACUUAAACCAGUCUCGGAUAAGAUGUUUGGAAGGUUUCUGGCGAAGACGGAAAAAUUAAACCAGGGCCCCGACUGGAAAGAAAAGGAAACGAGAUGAAGAUGCCUGCCUGGCGCGGGAGCAGCCCCCAACACCCCAUAUAUCUAUCUGGAUUCACAGAGAUGAACG